Molecule: messenger RNA, 3209 nt
Organism: Sphaeramia orbicularis (orbiculate cardinalfish)
Lineage: Eukaryota; Metazoa; Chordata; Actinopteri; Kurtiformes; Apogonidae
Gene: pik3c3
Product: phosphatidylinositol 3-kinase, catalytic subunit type 3
Exons: 25
Coding region: 304-2931 (875 amino acids)
Biological process (GO): phosphatidylinositol-3-phosphate biosynthetic process; phosphatidylinositol-mediated signaling; autophagy of peroxisome
Cellular component (GO): endosome; phosphatidylinositol 3-kinase complex, class III, type II; phagophore assembly site
Molecular function (GO): 1-phosphatidylinositol-3-kinase activity
Source: RefSeq, a predicted model, not a curated record
CCUGGAUGUGCAUUUCGGCUGCGGCUGUUGUUGUGUAGCUAACGAAAACAUCAAAUCAUGCCCGGGUGGACAGUCGUUAAAAUAAUGCCUUUAUCGUGAUUACGGGUAUUUAAUGUUAUCUGUGUAGGAUAAGGAGUUUUUAGCUGUCAGUUUGGUGUGGGUGGGCUUUAGGCUGGGUCCCCACGAGUGUUUUUGUGCUGGUCCGAGGCCUUGUCGCAAAGCCAGCCGCUCAUAGCCGCCGUCCGGGGUUUCAUGUUGAAGUCGACAGGUUUGUCUUAAAAUUAAGUGUUUCCCCGUCAGAAGAUGGACACUGACAAAUUCAACUAUGUUUACAGCUGUGACCUGGACAUUAAUGUUCAACUCAAAAUAGGCAGUUUAGAAGGAAAACGAGAGCAGAAGAGCUACAAAGCCCUGCUUGAAGACCCCAUGCUGAGGUUCUCCGGCCUCUACCAGGAGAACUGCUCUGACCUUUACGUUACCUGUCAGGUGUUUGCCGAAGGAAAGCCACUAGCCCUACCUGUUCGCACCUCAUACAAAGCAUUUAGCACACGCUGGAAUUGGAAUGAGUGGUUGCGGCUGCCAGUCAAGUAUCCAGAUCUUCCCCAAAGUGCCCAGGUUGCUCUCACAGUGUGGGACAUCUAUGGGCCCAGCAGAGCGGUUCCCGUCGGAGGAACCACUGUCACCCUCUUUGGAAAAUAUGGUAUGUUUCGUCAAGGGAUGCACGAUCUGAAGGUUUGGCCGGGUGUGGAAGGGGAUGGAAGGGAGCCCACUACCACACCGGGACGCACCAGCAGCACCCUGGCAGAGGACCAGAUGGGCCGGCUGGCUAAGCUGACCAAGGCCCAUCGGCAGGGCCACAUGGUGAAGGUGGACUGGCUGGACCGUCUGACCUUUAGAGAAAUUGAGAUGAUCAACGAGAGUGAGAAACGCAGCUCUAACUUCAUGUACCUCAUGGUUGAGUUUCCCCGUGUCAAAACAAAUGACAAAGAAUACAGCAUUGUUUAUUAUGAAAAGGAUGGAGAUGACACAUCACCCGUCCUCACCAGCUGUGACAUUGUCAAAGUUCCUGACCCUCAGAUGGGGAUGGAGAAUCUGGUGGAGAGUAAGCAUCACAAACUGGCCCGUAGUCUCCGCAGUGGACCCUCAGACCAUGACUUGAAGCCCAACGCUGCUACACGAGACCAGCUCAAUAUCAUCGUGAGCUACCCACCAACCAAGCAGCUGAGCUCUGAAGAGCAGGAUCUGGUGUGGAAGUUCAGAUACUACCUCACCACACAGGAGAAGGCAUUGACAAAGUUCCUCAAGUGUGUGAACUGGGACCUACCCCAGGAAGCCAAGCAGGCUCUGGAGCUGCUGGGGAAGUGGAGGCCCAUGGAUGUGGAGGACUCCCUGGAACUGCUGUCCUCUCAAUUCACCAACCCCACAGUGAGACGCUACGCCGUGGCACGACUACAGCAGGCUGACGACGAGGACCUGCUGAUGUACCUCCUCCAGUUGGUGCAGGCGCUCAAGUAUGAAAACUUCAGCGAUAUUCAGGGAGGCCUCGAGCCAGGCAGCAAAAGAGACAGCCAGGGACUUUCAGAUGACUCUGCACUGGACAGUUCACAGAUCCUGGCAGGCACAUCUGGAGGCUCGGCUGCACCGCAGAAAGGCAAAGACUCAGCCGACAGUGACAAUUUAGAGCAAGAUCUAUGCACAUUUCUCAUCUCUAGAGCCUGCAAGAAUUCAACCCUGGCCAACUACUUGUACUGGUAUGUGAUCGUGGAGUGUGAGGACCAGGACACCCAGCAGAGAGAUCCCAAAACCCAUGAGAUGUACCUGAACGUGAUGAGGAGGUUCAGUCAGGCUUUGCUCAAGGGGGAUAAGAGUGUGAGGGUUAUGCGGUCGCUGCUGGCAGCUCAGCAGACGUUCGUAGACAGACUGGUGCAGCUAAUGAAAGCUGUGCAGAGAGAGAGCGGAAACCGUAAGAAGAAGACGGAGCGGCUGCAGGCUCUGCUGGCUGACAACGAGAAGGUCAACCUGUCUGAGAUCGAGCCCAUCCCGCUGCCUCUGGAGCCCCAGAUCCGGAUCCGAGGCAUCGUCCCAGAGACGGCCACACUCUUCAAGAGCGCUCUGAUGCCAGCCAAGUUGAUCUUCAAGGCUGAGGACGGAGCCAUGUACCCUGUGAUCUUCAAACAUGGAGAUGACCUGAGACAAGACCAGCUCAUCCUGCAGAUCAUCUCACUCAUGGACAAACUGUUGAGGAAAGAGAAUCUGGACCUAAAGUUGACUCCUUACAAAGUUCUGGCCACCAGCACAAAGCACGGUUUUAUGCAGUUUGUCCAGUCUGUUCCUGUUGCAGAGGUCCUGGCUACUGAGGGGAACAUCCAGAGUUUCUUCAGGAAACAUGCUCCGAGUGAAAAAGGACCCUAUGGCAUCAGCUCCGAGGUCAUGGACACAUACGUGAAGAGCUGUGCUGGUUAUUGUGUCAUCACCUACAUCCUGGGUGUAGGAGACCGACACCUGGACAAUCUGCUCCUGACCAAGACCGGGAAGCUCUUCCACAUCGACUUCGGCUACAUCCUGGGUCGCGAUCCCAAACCUCUGCCUCCGCCCAUGAAGCUGAGUAAGGAGAUGGUGGAGGGAAUGGGGGGCAUGCAGAGCGAGCAGUACCAGGAGUUCAGGAAGCAGUGUUACACCGCCUUCCUCCACCUCAGGAGAUACUCCAACCUGAUCCUGAAUCUGUUCUCUCUCAUGGUGGACGCCAAUAUUCCUGACAUCGCCCUCGAGCCUGAUAAGACUGUUAAGAAGGUACAGGACAAGUUCCGGUUGGACCUGUCUGACGAGGAGGCAGUCCACUACAUGCAGAGUCUGAUCGAUGAGAGUGUGGGAGCUCUGUUUGCCGCUGUUGUCGAGCAGAUACACAAAUUUGCCCAGUACUGGCGCAGAUGAGCUGACCGCUGACCUGAGGCUGAACGACAUCACCGGACUCACUGAACCUGAGGCAGGAACACACCAGGGUACGCUUCGGACCCCACUGAUGCCAUGUGUGAAGAUGAGGAAAAAAACCAACUCAGUGACACUGUUAGUAAAAGGCCAAGAAUGCACUGCCAACCUUUACUGCAAGAUGGCAAAACAAGGACGUCUUUGUUUGCUCCUGUAUAUAUGGUGUAUAUUAAUUAUUGAAUGACUUGUAUGGCCAAAUAAAAACCAGACCAUGUCUUUAAAAA